GCAGGACAAAUUAGAAAGUCCAUGGAGAAGAAAAGCUCUGGAAACAUAAAAAUAAGUUUAGCAAAGACGAAGUUAUUGCAAAACUCAAAGCGAUGGAGACUUCGACAGGCUCGUCUUAAGAUCAUUCGCAAGCUCAAGGACAACGAAGAAUUGCGCAACAACAUUAUUUCUGUUGUGAAGCAAUCGGCAGCCCUUAAUUCUGCAGGUGCUGCAAAUUUGAAACCUAGACAACUUUCUGAUUCCAUACAUGAAGAGGUUGGGUCCAAAGUAAUGAGCCAAAUUUCUGAUGGUGUGUGGGAAAUAAUUAGAUCGAAGGAUGGCAUGAAAAGUGAAAUUGAAGAAACAGUACAAUCUGUAUACGAUAAAUUAGUGAAUCCUGGUGGGUUAAGGUGGGUGAAUAUCAAGUCAGACAUGCAGUUCAAAAGGAACCUGACAAUAAUUGUCCUGUCAAGGCCUCAGCAUGUACUGUUGAUGAGACAUUGA
Pistacia vera is the source of this 483-nucleotide messenger RNA. RefSeq lists its product as uncharacterized. The transcript has 3 exons. The coding region runs from base 22 to 483 and encodes 153 amino acids. The record is from RefSeq and is a predicted model, not a curated record. Lineage: Eukaryota; Viridiplantae; Streptophyta; Magnoliopsida; Sapindales; Anacardiaceae.